Messenger RNA from Naumovozyma castellii, 702 nucleotides. RefSeq names its product bifunctional 4-hydroxy-4-methyl-2-oxoglutarate aldolase/oxaloacetate decarboxylase. The transcript has a single exon. The record is from RefSeq and is a predicted model, not a curated record. NCBI's taxonomy places the organism in Eukaryota, Fungi, Ascomycota, Saccharomycetes, Saccharomycetales, Saccharomycetaceae. Bases 1 to 702 code for a protein of 233 amino acids.
AUGAGUGAAUAUUUGAACAAAUUGACGAAAUUCACUACAAGUGAUAUUGCGGAUGGUUUACUAAAUCUGCACAAAGAUGGUACAGGUGGGUUCCUUCCGAAUCUAACACGUCGAUCAGGGAAAGGGACUACAUGCGGGAUUGCUUACACUGUUUUAUUCGUUCCUAUUGAUGAUCCAAGACCAACUAUAAAUUACAUUGAUGUUAUCCCGGCCGAUUCAAUGCUCGUUUUAGCGUUACCGGUUUCGAUGCAGAAGGCUUAUGCACCAUUUGUAACUACUACUCAAGCCAUGUAUGGUGGUUUGAUGUCUACGAGAGCUCAAUAUCAAGGUUGCAAAGGAACUGUUGUGUUUGGUAGGAUUAGGGAUGUCGAAGAACAUAAGAAUUUAAAUUACUCAGUCUACAGUUAUGGGGUUGGUGCAUGUGCUCCCAAAGCCGCUGUUAAACCUGUUCUCACGAAUACCCCUUUGCAGAUUCUGACAUCUGAUGGUGAGGUUAGAGUUAUUAAUCCGGGGGACAUUGUUGUUGCAGAUGACCAAGGGAUCACUUGUAUUCAAUACAAAACAAUGAAUAUGAAUAAGUUUAUCCGCUACAUUGAAAAAUCUGUAGAAGUUGACGAAAAGGUUUGUGAAGAUAUAAAGAGUGGUAUUCCAGCAAAGGAAGCUCAGAAGAAAAGAAGAGAAGUUCUUAAAGAGUAUUUGUAA